Molecule: messenger RNA, 573 nt
Organism: Xylona heveae TC161
Lineage: Eukaryota; Fungi; Ascomycota; Xylonomycetes; Xylonales; Xylonaceae
Exons: 2
Coding region: 1-573 (190 amino acids)
Biological process (GO): RNA processing
Cellular component (GO): cytoplasm; nuclear exosome (RNase complex)
Molecular function (GO): RNA binding
Source: RefSeq, a predicted model, not a curated record
AUGUCAACACAAUCUCUUGCAAUUCCCGGCCAACCUCUUGGUCCGCUGUCCAAACACAAGCCUGGACCAGGAACCUACGUCUCGUCGUCCCAGCUUUUCGCCUCCAUUGCCGGAAUCCAAAGCGUGACGAGCUCCGAUUCUGGCGACGCUUCAACCGUGACCAUCUCCAGCGCACCCAUUGCCGCAACGAAUGUCCUUCCGUGCGUGGACGCAGAAGUCCUCGCCCGCGUCACGCGCAUCACGCCGCGCCAGGCCACCGUUGCGAUUCUCGUCAUUGGUGAAUCCGUCUGCGCGGAUGAGUUCCAGGGCUUGAUCCGCGUGCAGGAUGUGCGGGCCACGGAAAAAGACCGCGUCAAGAUUUUCGAGUCGUUCCGGCCGGGAGAUAUUGUCAGGGCUCAAGUGAUUUCUCUCGGAGACCAAUCAAACUACUACCUCUCCACAGCAAGCAACAAGCUCGGCGUCAUAAUGGCUACUUCAGAGGCAGGAAAUGCCAUGUAUCCGACCAGCUGGAAGGAAUUCAAGGAUCCAGUAACGGGCCAGGCAGAGCCCAGGAAAGUUGCCAAGCCGUUUUAA